AUGAUCAACCGGGAUGAUCUGGUCUUGGAUGUUGCUCAUUUAUCCACGAUUCAUCCACCCCCUUUGAAGAAAGAUAUGCCUUAUGUGUCAAAAAAUGUCAAGACUUUUGGUAACUCUUCUGAACCUAUAAUCCCUAGUAAAGAUAAAAUUGUUGUUGAAAAAGAGUCUAUGUCUAAGGUGAGAAACCCUACUAUGUAUGUUGGUGGCACUGAGAAUCCAACGGAAGUGGAAAUGAGUGCCAUUUAUAAGGAACUUAGGAAGUUUGUUACAUUUGUUUUGAAGGAAGUGAACUCAGAUGUUUUUCCAGAUGUUCAAACAACUUUGGCAAAAGAAACUAGCACUGAUAAUGAUUCUAGUGAAAAACCUGAGGAAAAUGUUCCUGAACAUGAUGCUCUUGAAAGAAGGAGUAAGAAGAAGGUUGAUGAGUGUGCCCCUGAGCAUGCUGCUCAUGAGAGAAGAAGUAAAAAGAAAGUUGAUCAUGUUUUCAAUGUUGAUGAACUAAAUUCUGAUGAGGAACCUCUUACCAAUAUUAUAACUCCUGGUAUAACCAAGAGACUGCAGAGACGAAAAGGAAAGGCAAUGGUGUUUGAAUAUUAUCCCUCCAAGGAAAUGAAAAGAAAAUAUGGUGGUUUGAAAAGCACUUCCUUUAGAAGCUCCAUAGGAAAAUCUUCUAUUGGUCCUACUAGAUCAUGGAGUAAAGUUGUUACCCCUACUAGAAAGAGGAAAGUUGUCUCUUCUAGUGACUCUGAGUUUGAUGUCGAAAAGGAUGUCCAGGACAUCACGCCUAUAAAAAUAUAUGCUACCAAGAAGCCUCAUGUUGUUGUGCCUAAGGCUCCACGGGACAAUGUUUCUUUACAUUAUGUGAAGAAUGUUGAAAGGUGGAAGUAUGUUAUUCAAAGGAGGGUAGCUCUGGAGAGGGAAUUGGGUAAGGAUUCCCUAAAUUGUAAGGAGGUUGUAGAACUUAUAGAAGUUGUUGGGUUGAUGAAGACUGUCACAAAAUUUGGCCCUUGCUGUGAAAGCUUAGUCAAAGAGUUUGUGGUGACUAUUCCUGAUGGGUGUGGUUAUGUGAAAAGUGUUGACUCUGGGAAGGUGUAUGUUAGAGGAAAUGUCAUGACAUUUUCUCCAGCUGUGAUCAACAAAAUUCUGGGAAGAACAGAAGAACCUCAGGCUGAGCUUAAGAUUGGGACUGCCAACUGGGUGCCCACUAAUCACACCUCAAACAUCUCUAUUGGUCUUGGGAAUUUUCUUUAUGCUAUUGGGACAAGAAGAGCAUUUUACUUUGGGAAAUACAUCUUUGAGCAAGUUUUGAAACUAGCUUUCUAUACUACUGUGAAAAUGCCUAUCUGCUUUCCAUCUCUCAUCUGUGGAAUAAUCUUGAACCAACAUCCUGGUAUUUUAUUGCCUAUUGAUAGUGUGGAGAAAACGGAUUCUCCUUUAUCAAUCCAGUACAAACUUUUUGCUGGAACACAUGUCCCAGAUAUUAUCAUGACAUCUUCUCAGGUACCUGGCCCUGCCACCUCCAAGAAGAGUGUUAUUGCAUAG
Lathyrus oleraceus (garden pea) is the source of this 1542-nucleotide messenger RNA. RefSeq lists its product as uncharacterized. The coding region runs from base 1 to 1542 and encodes 513 amino acids. Lineage: Eukaryota; Viridiplantae; Streptophyta; Magnoliopsida; Fabales; Fabaceae. The record is from RefSeq and is a predicted model, not a curated record. The transcript is spliced from 2 exons.